UAGGGACGGCUGGGAGGGAAACAAUUGGUUGGGAGAUGGCGUUCAAGAUUUUCUUCUUUUCUGUGGGCUGGGGUUCUCGAUCGAGGACGUUUUGAUCGCGCUGCAAGCACGGUGUUCUUUUUGUGACUAAGGCAAACCAGGAAUGGGAAACGGGAUGAUGGACGACGACGAACUUUCCUUUUCUUUUUUUUUUUCAACUACACUGGGCACAAAAGAAUAGGUCAAAUUCGAGAUGACAACUUUUUUGCUGCAGAAAGAUAAUGUGCCCGCCGCAAUAUCCCGAUGGGGCUACCUGCAGAGUCACCGAUCGGUAUGCAAGCGCAUCCACCGCGUGCCUUGCAUGUACCCGUUAUGCCAUGCGGCUUCUAAGUCUCUUGGCUCGGUGCGCAUUCUACAUGAACAUGAGGCGGAGGGCUGUAGAUUAUCGGUAGUAUGGCAGGGGCGAAUUGACGAGAUUAAUGUUUGCAUACAGUACUCAAGGCAGAACGGGAAUACAACAAACCUUUUUAUCGCCUGCUCCCGCCUCUCGUACAGUGGUGGUCCCCUGAGUUGGAGUCGUGAAGCUCUAGUCUCUUUACAGUCCCUGCGAACAGCGUCCUCAAAGCCAUGGGCGCGAAUGUCGGGAUGGAGAUUGACGACUUCCCCCCAGCCACAGAGUGCCUACCAAUUCCAUCCAAAUCUUGGAAUUACACUUGGGCAAACAGUCAUGAUGGGAUAUAUGAGCUGCAUUUGCGCCAAAGACACCUGUCUUGUGCCUUAUCAUAGCAACACUGACGAGCCGUCCCAGAUAAGAGAGGCCAUGGAAUGUAGACCAGCAACAUUCGUGAAAUGAAGCAUUCCAGUGGCCAUCACCACCCAGCCUCGCUUUCAUUCUCCCCGACAACGCACGUGUCAGACAAACAGUCAAUAACAGUUUGGUCAAUUUAUUUCCAUGGAUACAUCCAGGAGCCCUUCUUGACGAUAACGGUGCCCUUUUCUUCCCAAGU
This is a messenger RNA of Colletotrichum godetiae, 986 nucleotides long. RefSeq lists its product as uncharacterized. The record is from RefSeq and is a predicted model, not a curated record. Lineage: Eukaryota; Fungi; Ascomycota; Sordariomycetes; Glomerellales; Glomerellaceae. The transcript has a single exon. The coding region runs from base 233 to 832 and encodes 199 amino acids.